AUGGGAAAGACUAGAGAUCUCUUCAAGAAAAUUAGAGAUAGCAAGGGAACAUUUCAUGCAAAGAUGGGUUCAAUAAUGGACAGAAAUGGUAUGGACCUAACAGAAGCAGAAGAUAUUAAGAAGAGGUGGCAAGAGUACAAAGAACUGUACAAAAAAGAUCUUCAUGACCCAGAUAAUCACAAUGGUGUGAUCACUAACCUAGAGCCAGACAUCCUGGAAUGUGAAGUCAGGUGGGCCUUAGAAAGCAUCACCACGAACAAAGCCAGUGGAGGUGAUGGAAUUCCAGUUGAGCUAUUUCAAAUCCUGAAAGAUGAUGCUGUGAAAGUGCUGCACUCAAUAUGCCAACAAAUUUGGAAAACUCAGCAGUGGCCACAGGACUGGAAAAGGUCAGUUUUCAUUCCAACCCCAAAGAAAGGCAAUGCCAAAGAAUGCUCAAACUACCGCACAAUUGCACUCAUCUCUCACACUAGUAAAAUAAUGCUCAAAAUUCUCCAAGCCAGGCUUCAACAGUACAAGAACCAUGAACUUCCAGAUGUUCAAGCUGGUUUUAGAAAAGGCAGAGGAACCAGAGAUCAAAUUGCCGACAUCCACUGGAUCAUUGAAAAAGCAAGAGAGUUCCAGAAAAACAUCUACUUCUGCUUUAUUGACUAUGCCAAAGCCUUCGACUGUGUGGAUCACUGCAAACUCUCGCGCACUCGUUCAGCGCAGACUAACAGUCUGACGGCCCACCCGCUCAGCGAAAUCUGCCGCCGCCCGCAGCCCGCAGAGCGCCAGCACAACACCGUCCCGCCCGCCCCGGCGCCCUCGCCCCUCACGUCGGCCCCCAGCGCCGUGACUCCGCCCCCAGCCCGCGCCUCACAGUCCAAACACAGAAACCCGGCUGCCGCUCCGUAG
Messenger RNA from Dama dama (fallow deer), 894 nucleotides. RefSeq lists its product as uncharacterized. Lineage: Eukaryota; Metazoa; Chordata; Mammalia; Artiodactyla; Cervidae. The record is from RefSeq and is a predicted model, not a curated record. Bases 1 to 894 code for a protein of 297 amino acids. The transcript has 2 exons.